GACAGCAUCACGCAACAUCACAUCUCCCCUCGUCUCUGUGAGCAUCAUCACCAUCAUCAUCACAUCUCCCCUCGUCUCUGUGGGCAACACCAUCAUCACAUCCCCCUCGUCUCUAUGAGCAAAAUCAUUCACAUCUCCCCUCGUCUCCGUGGGCAAAAUCAUCGUCACAUCUCCUCUCGUCUCUCUGAGCAAAAUCACCAUCAUCAUCACAGCCCCCUCGCUCUGUGAGCAAAAUCAUCAUCACCAUCAUCACCAUCAUCACAUCUCCCCUCGUCUCUAUGAGCAACACCAUCAUCACCAUCACCACAUCUCCCUCGUCUCUCUGAUCAACACCAUCAUCACCAUCACCACAUCCCCUUCGUCUCUGUGAGAAACACCAUCAUCACCAUCACCACAUCCCCCUGGUCGCAGCGCGCCUCGCUGUCAUCCCACCCCGCGGCGCAAGAGCGCGAGAUCAACGCCUCUUCUGCUGCUGCUGCACGAUGGACAGUGAAGCCAACGACUUGAAGGCGGCGGCAGGACACGUGUCUGCACAGGAUGACGACCGCGAGGGACAGGACAGCAACUGCAACUACAACUACGUGCCCUCGUCACAGUGCGACGCCAACUCCAACAACCACAACAUCUACGUGGGCCUCGCGAAUUACCAUAACGUGAAGGCGAACAUCAACAAAGAGAAGCACAUGGCUCAGUACUCUCAAAUUUCAAGCGAGAAUGUGUCACGUGGUCAGAGCACUCACAAUGUGGGCAAGAUUUUGGACCUAACCAAUGCACGUUGCUUUGUGCCGGACAAUGGCUUUGGAGAUGUUGAUAAUAGUGAUGAUGAUGAUGAUGCAAAUGAUAACAUUAAGCGGGGCACCACCCUGCCAGGAAUUGCCCCACAACUCGAAUCGCUUCGUGGAUGCCAAACAGCCUUCGCCGAGGUUUUGAACAGCGAAUUAAAUCAUUCCUUUGAUGCGAAAUUAAAGGAAACAAACACAUACGACGUCGACAAAAUGAAACACACCCCGAAAGGACAUUCACAAGCUUCCAUGUUAAUUCUUGAUUCCGUGGAGUCUCAUGGCUCGUUGGAAAUUCCAAAAAGCAAAGAGAAAAACUCUGUUACCAGGGAUUUCAUAAAAGAUUCAAAGGAAGUGAACGUGAAUUCAGAAAAUGAAGAUGGAAGAAAUGAAAUGGAUAAGGAAGCGAGUACACAGGCCUCGAUAUGUUUGGAUUCUAAGGACUUGUACACAGCACGUGGGGAAGAUUCUCAAUCCUGUUUUGAAAAGACAGAUUCCAAAACUGAUUGCAAAAAUUUGCAUGGACAGAGUCCCGGCUCUGAGUUUGUUGGGGCGAGAGAAGGGAAAUUUUCUACAUUCAGUGACGGGCAAUCUGAACACGGUUCACAAGACCUCAACUCUGUAAACAUUAAAGAGCAUGAACGUAAUUCUUCACAAGGCUUUCUCGCUGGCGACGUGGCAGCGGAUGAUAAAAACCUCACUAAGUUAAACGAUGUAAACUCUUUAAAAAAUGUUUUCAAUCCCAAAAACGACAUUUCGAACGCCAAAGCUGACAGUUGCACCUAUGUUGAACGUCCGCAUGACAAUUUCAUUCAAAUUUCAGACAGAGAUUCUGCGGAUCCCCAGCGCUCCCCACCACCACCACCACGCACCGGCAGCUUCCCCUCUACCGCGGUGCCGCUAGACGGCGGAGAAGGCGGCGAUCGCUCCGGCGUCUUCCCCUCGCCGUCGCGUGCCACUGCCCGGGAGAGUUCCGCACCGCGCCGCGACCCCGAGGCGCUGAGACGGGCCCGGGACGCCUGCGCCGAGCACAGGCAGCUGAGGGAGGAGAGCAGAGCGCGCAUGCGGGCCCACCUCAUCAUGUACCGCCGACUCAUGCUGCUGCGUCUUAUCCGCGCGCUGCGCCUCAAGACCCUCGAGCAACAGAGCCGGCUCCAGUGCUGCUACGACGUGAUCCUUGACACGCGCAAGGAAGUCCUCAAAGCUGGCGUGAUUGACCAGUGUCAAGCCUCCGUGUGACGCUGUGCCCGUGCGGGCCCAGAAGCAAUUAUCUGUCGCCUACUGUUAAUGGGGAGGGAAAUGGUUAUCGUGCUGUGAUGUUGUCUUGUUGACAGAUUUUCAUCAUAACGUCAGUGUUAUCAAUGUUGCCACUAACUUUUCCCGAAUGCGACGUGGAGCUCGUGUCCGUAAUGCAGUCUCUUGCUGUGACUCCCCCCCCCCCCCCCUCUGUGCAGUAGAAGAUCGCUACUCAUUCACACUCUCUACAAGGCUGAAAGGGCGUCCUCCCCCCCCCCCCCCAAGAAUAAGCUACUUGCUACUCAUUCACACUCUCUACAAGGCUGAAAGGGCAUCCUCCCCCCCCCCCCAAGAAUAAGCUACUUGCUACUCAUUCACACUCUCUACAAGGCUGAAAGGGCGUCCUUCCCCCCCAAGAAUAAGCUACUUGCUAUCAUUCACACUCUCUACAAGGCUGAAAGGGCGUCCUCCCCCCCCAAGAAUAAGCUACUUGCUAUCAUUCACACUCUCUACAAGGCUGAAAGGGCAUCCUCCCCCCCCCCCCCCAAGAAUAACCUACUUGGUGCGGGACACACAAACAACAAAUAUUGCAGCUCAAAAAAGCAUGUCCUCGCUUCAGUCUGCGCUCCAAGAUCACCUACGCGUAUUCAUGGGACGAGACGGAAAAUGACACGUGGUGCAUGUGACAAACUAAACAAGAGAGUGAAAACAAUCCACAAGUGUGUAUUUUUAGAUACUCUAAUUAAGCUCGUGAUAGCGUGUCCUGCAGGCUGACGAGCAAAACUGUAGUAGCCGACUCUAUUGUGAUCCUGGAGCACGGUGUAUAGACCAAUUUCCUGUCUUUGUUACAUUAGCCACAAUUGUGUUCUAGUAUUAGUGUCGUUAUUUUAAAUACGUAUAGCAAAUAUGUGCACAGUCUGAUAAGUGGCUAUAUUUAAGUCGAUGUUUGUGGCAUGCUAGUUAAAGAGAAAAUGAAACAUUUACCAAUACAUUAUAUGGAUUAUUUACUUCUGUACUAAACCGACGAAACCCCCGGGAGAAUGUGGACUGGAUUUUAAUGGUGCAGUGAACAAAAAAUACAGCCCGUCCUCCUAUAACGAGGUAGUUGCGUUCCUGAAGAACACCGCGUUAUGGAAAAAUCACGUUAUAAUAAAUAAUGUAUAAUGUAGGAUAAAGCACAGUCCGCAAUAACACGUGAGAUGCGUACGCAGGCUGAACAAAGACUGAGGCGCGUGGGUAGCAUCUAGAAGCAUCCAGCAGCAUCCCAAUGCCUCGUGCGAUGCUACGCCGAGGCAGCCGUACAACCGCUCAUUCCUACUCGGGCGAUGUAAUUCCGUUCACUUAAUUCGCAUCCGAGUUGUACAAAAAUGUGUUCCCUCAUAAGUUAAUCGCGUUAUAUUCAAUUCGCGUUAUGAACACAACACGCCAUUAUAGAACGGAUUGUAAUGAACGCAUUCCUGCGGAGGGAGCUGGUAGGAACGUUGGGUUCCUCGGUCAAUGGCCAGGGUCAACGGCGGCGUGGUGUAUUCCGCAAAUAUGGCCGACUGUGAGGGCGGGCACAAGCCGGCGUGAGUAGGUUAAACGUUGAGUUUUAUAAGGGCACCACGGGGUGACCAGCCCCUUACCA
Molecule: messenger RNA, 3642 nt
Organism: Lethenteron reissneri (Far Eastern brook lamprey)
Lineage: Eukaryota; Metazoa; Chordata; Hyperoartia; Petromyzontiformes; Petromyzontidae
Gene: C29H1orf216
Product: chromosome 29 C1orf216 homolog
Source: RefSeq, a predicted model, not a curated record